Molecule: messenger RNA, 415 nt
Organism: Nomascus leucogenys (northern white-cheeked gibbon)
Lineage: Eukaryota; Metazoa; Chordata; Mammalia; Primates; Hylobatidae
Product: elongation factor 1-delta-like
Exons: 2
Coding region: 1-393 (130 amino acids)
Source: RefSeq, a predicted model, not a curated record
AUGGCUACAAACUUCUCAGUGCAUGAGAAGAUCUGGUUUGCCAAGUUCAAAUAUGACAUUGCAGAAAGGAGAUUCUAUGAGCAGAUGAACGGGCCUGUGGCCAGCACCUCCUGCCAGAGCUCAGGCCCCAGGGUCUCCAGCGGCCCCAGCGGAGAACACAGCAAGCUCGUUGUCCAGAUCGCCAGUCUGGAAGUGGAGAACCAGAGCCUGCGCAGCGUGGUGCAGGAGCUGCAGCAGGCCAUGUCCAAGCUGGAGGCCCAGCUGAACAUGCUGGAGAAGAGCUCUGCUGGCCACCGAGCCACAGUCCCUCAGACCCAGCACGUGUCUCCCAUAUGCCAAGUGGAGCCCCAGCCAAGAAGCCAACCACACCAGGAGAGGAUGACAGGACAAUGACAUUGACCUUUUUGGCAGUGAC